Messenger RNA from Carica papaya (papaya), 3982 nucleotides. Its product is annotated as Polynucleotidyl transferase, ribonuclease H-like superfamily protein. The record is from RefSeq and is a predicted model, not a curated record. Gene Ontology annotation, molecular function: 3'-5' exonuclease activity; nucleic acid binding. NCBI's taxonomy places the organism in Eukaryota, Viridiplantae, Streptophyta, Magnoliopsida, Brassicales, Caricaceae. Gene Ontology annotation, biological process: nucleobase-containing compound metabolic process.
AGCAGGGGAAUGCGAAUUAUUAUGUUAAGAAUAUCUAUAACUCAGAAUGGCAUAAUAUUCUCAUUUGAGUUUUGAGUGUUAUCAUUAAUUUUAGUAGACUAUGAACAAGAACAGUAUUUCCUUAACUGGUAAACAAUGGUUUAUCAUAAAUUUUACAAGAAUCAUAAGGUAAAUAUUACAGUGAAGAAGAUGGGUCAUAAAAGGAUCUUUCUCUAAUAUAUAAAAGAAUGAGGAUUGCAUUAGAGUAUAAGAAUAACAUAAUUAAAGAUCAUCUCUGUGCGCGUGUAUCCCUGCAAGAUAAUUUGAAUAAUACCCCAUAAAAGAAGUCACUUCCAUACCAUAGAUUCUCAGAGAUAAUAACUCAGCAGUCUCUACUUUACUGAUGAAUCUACAAAUUUAACCAAGCUCUCCCUUUGGGGUAAUAUUUUCACGGCAUUACAGCACGUAGUAAUUUGAUUUUACAGCACAAAUUUAUGAAGAAGAGGCCUAUUCCCUAUUUUAAAAUGUUCAAAAGAUAAGCUGCCAGCAUUUCGUUAAUCGAACUGAAAUUCAGAAACUACGUUCGAUUCGACUAUCUGUUAUUUAGUCGAAUAAUUAGUAUCGAUCUGAAUCUGAUUCUUAGUAGAAAGCUUGAAAAUUUUACCCAAAAAAUCUGUGCGCACUGUAGCACUGUGCGCAGAUUAGUCUCACGCCAGAGUGGUGAAUGAGACAGGAGGCUUGCUCGGUUUUUAGAGAGAAAAACAAAUUUGACAUUUUGGGUUAAGAUCUGGUGGGCCAACGACCACCGUAACAUUGCCCUUUUUAGACUGGACCAUUUAUUUCUCUUUUUUUUUUUUUUUUUUGUUUUUUGCGUUUUUUUAAAAGUACAAAUUACUUUUGAAUGCAAUAUUUAUUUCUAAUGGAAUUGCAGAGUUGCAGUUUCAGACUCCGGAUGACAGAGAACCGAGAGGGAGAGGAUAACGGAAAUAUAUUUCUUGAAGUAAGUUUGAUGCUUCAAUUGCAAAAUUUAGGAUUACGCUACUUGGUUGCUGAGAAAACGAAUGUAAAGAACGCAAGAUUUUUGUUAAAUACUUCUCAAGGACCUUAUCCCGUUUCAAAUUGAACAGUUUCUUUUGAUAACUGAGUUGCUUAUUCGUUCUAAUCUUUCCACUGCCUCUUCAAGCUCCAAGUUAUCAGGAUUUCUGGUUGAGCUUGCUUUGCUCUUGUUUCAUUCAUUUGGUUUAUAACCAAACAGGUUAAAAAUAGUAAGUUUCAAGUUUCUCCAAGUGCUUAAAACUGUUGCUCUAGUUUAACUGCUUGGUAAGUUCGCCUUUGGUUCUCAUUAGAGCGGCUUACUCCUUUUAUGUUUAAUAUCGUUUUUGUUUAUAUCGAUGCUGUUAGUGCAUUUAUCAUAUGUGGUAAACUGUACAUGUGCCGUUUGUGUGGUUGCUGCGAAAACUUUAAAGAAAAGAAAGUGAUAGCACAGUCAGCUUCCAUAUGCGAUUUAUAUGCUUUGGAGGUGUCCGAGUUUCUGGUGUGUAGCCAAUAUUAAACUCUUGAGGUAGGAGAGGUACCUGAUCUCUCAAUGUACCUAACUUACUUCUGUUCAGCUCUCUAGGAAUCAAUAAAAGAGUACCUCGAGUGCGUAGGCAAUCAUGCUAUUUCAGGCAAACUGGUGGUGGUGAGUAAUCUUGGUACGUAGAGAAAUCAGAAGAAUAGCUGCUUAGUUAGAGUCAAUUCUUCCAUUAGUACUCUGGCUAAAAGAGCAAUUAAUCUGGUCAGUGGCUGGGUGGAGAAGCGCUUAAGUUUAUGCUUAGAUGCUGCUUUGCUUGCUAAUUUAUGUUAUUUGAGUAUUUCCUUGAGUUUAAGCAGGGUUGAGGUGAAUAUCAGAGAAUCAGCUGAUACAGUCUAUGAUAUUGUAGGUGUUCAAAAAGAGUGUCUAUUAGUUGUCAAGAUUUGUUGGGCUGAUACUCUCUUGUUUCCAUGUUCGGCAGGUAUUACUUCAAAGUUCAAUUGCCACGUAGCUGGACUUCUUUAUGUUUGUUGAAGUUAUUAAUCUUUUGCCUUCUUCUUCCAGAUUAGCUCUUUAAUUGUCAGUGUUUCAACUCCUUUUAUGAGAGAGUUCUUGAUCUUAGAUUGGUACUGCAUUUGGUAUCUCAGAGAUUAUCUUUCGUAUACAAGAUUGAUUACUGUUGCAUCUUGCUCUCAUGGGCUUGGAAGAAGAAGUUCUCAGAGAACAGCAUAGUGAAAUGGAAACUUGCCGUGCGUGGACUCUUUCUGUGCAUGCCUUUUCUGAUCUGACCUAUAUUUCUCCAGUUGUUUUUAUUUACCUUCUGAAGGAAUGUUAUAUUCAUGGCACAUGUAAGGCAAAAAAGAAAUUCUGCGCUCUCCAACACCAAGUCCAUCAAGUACUUUUUAAUGCGCCACAGCCUGGGGCUGCUACUUUUGUUGUUCAAUGUCUCUAUGUUCUUCCUAUAUUUGGAGUGUAUUCUGAAGGCUUCAGUCACUUGAUUAUAUCUGCGCUUCGUCGGUUCCUUAAGUCAGCAACAUCACCUACAGAUUCUUUGAGGGCAAAAAAAUUAGCUGCCCAAUUAUUUGUAGAUAUUGCAGGAGGCACUCUUGACCAUGAUGAAAGGCUAACUUUGAAGAUAGUUGAAACUUUUGACAUUGACUUGUCAAGCAUUGAUGAAGUCAUUUGCCAAUUACAAGCUCAGAACUGUUGUAGAUUUGACAGUGCAAAAGCGUUUGUUGAGCAGUAUAUUUCAGGAUUGAUAGAUUCAGAGUCAUAUAUGACAGCAGUUACACUAUUAGAACGAUUUUCCAUCCGACAGUCUGGGCGGUCUUUUUUCCUCGAAAUGAUACAGAAGAAAGAAUUCGGAGCAGCAGAGAAGUGGGCGACUUUUAUGGGGAAGCCAAUGUUAUGUGAACUGGUUGAGGAGUAUUCUAAAAGGAACCUGCUAAAGAAUGCUUAUGAGACUAUAAAGAAAAACAAUCUCCGGCAGGAUUUUCCUGAAAUUUAUCACAAGUGCAAAGAAAAUUUACUCAAGAAUCUGGCAGAAAAAGCAUGCUGGGAUGUUGCCGAAGCCAAGACAAAUGGUGAUCGACAACUACUAUACUAUUUGGUUUAUUUAGCAAUGGAAGCUGGUUACUCAGAGAAGGUUGAUGAACUUUGUAAUCGAUAUUCACUUGAAGGUUAUGAGAUGUCAAAAGAAGCUGAGGCCACUUUGCACAAUAGCUGGUUUUUGCAUCUUGAUGAAUUGACUAGAGAAGGUAUUGCUUGGGUUGAUGAAGUUGACAGUUUGCAUAUUGCAACAUCUUACAUCGAGGAAUGCAAAGUUGUGGGCAUUGAUUGUGAAUGGAAACCCAACUAUGUGAAAGGACACAAACCAAACAAGGUUUCUAUAAUGCAAAUUGCUUCUGAUAGGAAGGUUUUCAUCUUUGAUCUAAUAAAGUUAUCCCAAGAUGCUCCAGAUAGUCUAAACAACUGCUUAACACGCAUUUUGCAGUCAUCUGGGAUUCUAAAACUUGGUUAUAAUUUUCAAUGUGAUGUGAAGCAACUGGCUCAUUCGUAUGGAGACUUGAAUUGCUUCAAGCAUUAUGAAAUGCUACUUGACAUCCAAAAUGUGUUCAGAGAACAUCAGGGUGGUCUGUCAGGACUUACAAAGAAAAUAUUGGGGGUAGGGUUGAAUAAAACAAGACGAAAUAGCAACUGGGAACAAAGGCCUUUGAGUCAGAAUCAGCUGGAAUAUGCCGCACUUGAUGCUGCAGUACUUGUACACAUAUUCAACCACAUUCGUAAUGGGUCUCAACGCACAAACUUUUCCGAGGGACAUGAGAAAAUUGAGUGGAAGUCUCACAUUGUUUCACGCAUGGAUUACUAGAAGACCAAUAAGAGACGAUGCAGAAGCAGAGGCAAACGGAGCAUUUGGCCAUCUACUCCUCUCUAUGCAUUACCCCACAUUCAUCUGUAAAUAAUUUUUCUUGAGUGGAUUUCUGCCUCAUG